Molecule: messenger RNA, 942 nt
Organism: Penicillium cinerascens
Lineage: Eukaryota; Fungi; Ascomycota; Eurotiomycetes; Eurotiales; Aspergillaceae
Exons: 3
Coding region: 1-942 (313 amino acids)
Source: RefSeq, a predicted model, not a curated record
AUGAAGAGUUACAUCACGUUGGCGGCUUUUGCUGCUGGAACUCAUGCCCUCGUUGGUCGCACCAGUGGCUGCUGCUUCCACCUCUCCUCCAACGGUUCUCCUGUCGGCCAGCUUCCCGAUGGACAGAACCGUAUUGGUGACAAUAGUCUACCCGAGGGAGAGUACUGUAUCAAUGGCGGCUCUAUCACUGAUGGCAAAGGCCGGGGCUGCAUUCUGACCCCACCGACUACUCAGUUCCAGUGCGACGUGGGCGCUACACCCACCUCAGGUUUCUCUAUUAGUUCCAACGGAAUGCUAGAGUACAACGGCAGUCCUGAUUUCAUUGCAUGCGCAACCGGUGAUAACGGUGGUUUAAACAUCUAUACCACUGAGAGCAGCGCCCUCUCACAGUGUCAAACCAUCGAGUUAACUGCCGACUCCUGUUCUAGUAGCUCUACUCCACCGCCUGAGAAUAAUUGUGGCACUUCUCUCGAGACAGGAAAUUAUCAGUUCCCACAUUUGAUCAUUCCUAUCAACUCACAGUCUCCCAACACGGCCGCUGGCACCUCAUACAAUGGCGAAGUGACAUCCACAAUCUCAAGCAUCUUCAACUUUGAUAUUCCCGAGUCCUACUCCGGCAAGACCUGCAGUCUAGUCUUCCUGUUCCCCGAGAAGGCUGAUCUCCAGACCUCGUCCUUUACAUUCAGUGGUGAUGGCCAGAUAGAUUUUGCUCAGCUCUCCAUGGCAGCUACUACCUCGACUACCUACAAUAAUGCCCCAUCCGUCUCCCACGAUCUAGGUGAUAUCACUGUUUCUCCUGGCAAUUCGUACGUUGUUUCGACCUUCUCGUGUCCCGCUGGCCAAACUGUGGCCUUUGAGAUGAAGAAUGCCGGCAGUACCAGUCUCGACUGGUUCGAAGACUAUAACCCUGCCCCUCUGGGUCUCUACAUUACUGUCUGCUAA